AUGACUACAGUACCUCUUACUAACGAUGUUACUGACACAUCGUCGCGGCGUCACGAAAGCGAGUCCUUUCGACGGUCGUCGCAGGAGCGCAAGGAAGACGUCGCGGCGUCUAAUAACCACCUGUCUCGCCAUGUGUCCAAGACGACUUUUGCGUCUCUUAUACGACAGCUCGUUAACGUCCAAAACAAGACCCAUCCCUCUCCGUCCCACGACCCCGCGCCUUGCCUGCCGAACCUGGGCAAACUCCGAAGCUCGCUGUCUGCCGAGCCUCCGUCCGUUCCUCCAACUCUCCGUCUCGUUCCUCCUGGCUCGGGGAUCAUUGGGUGCUCUCAACUGCAAGCUCAGGGCUCGUACGGUCACUGCGCGCCGAGCUACCUCCAACCUAGAAGAGUGUGUCCCCAAUGGGAGCAACCUCACAUCCCAUCUCAGAGCGUCUUCGAGGUCCUUGCGGCGCAAGCGCUGACAAUGGCUUGCGCUCAGCAGGGGGAGCGAGCAGCGGAGGGGCAGCUAAUACCGCGGAAACGGUCGCACGGACGCGAACACAGAGACGUGCAUAGAGAGGGGCAUGGACAGAAAGAUAGAGCACACAAGGCGGAUGAUCUUGGGCAGUUGAGCAAGAGAGCAGAGCAAGCCACUGCUUUGGUAGAGGUAACAGCUGGGACAGAGGCAGUGGGAGGGACUGUGGCACGGGCACGGCCAAAGUCAAGCGCAGGGACGGAUGCAGCAGCACGGGUAGAGGCAGCAGCAGGAGAGAUGGAGGCAGGUGGAGUCUUAUUUGAAAGCGGUGGCUCAAAUCCCAGCGCCCCGCCUAACUCCCAGCUGGCUCAGGCUGCUUGUCUAUUGGCUCAGGAUAGUGUAGGCCUCGCCUCUCAAUCUCAGCCGUCCGAUGGUGAAGAGAUUUGUCUGAUGGGAAUAGAGGCGCUGGAAGCUGUGCUGGCGCUGAAAAGACGGGAGGAGGAAGGGGUGGAGGAGGAGAGGGAGGGGAUUGAGGGGAUUGAAAUGGAGAAAGAGGAAGAGGAAGAGGAAAAGGAAGAAGGUGAUGAUGCUGUGAGUGUAGACCGUAUUGUGGUUCUUCGCGGGGCUGCUCAUAUAGGGGAUGCUAAAAUAGCGGAGGGUGAGGGGGAAAUGAAUGGGAAAGAGGGUGAGAACGACGCACGCCUGGAGCUAGGAAAGCAGAUGCAGAUAGAGGGCGAGGGCGACACACACCUGGAGCUAAAAAACGGGAAAGAGGGAAAUCAGAUGCAGAUAGACGAGUCAAUCGACGCACUUCGAGUCAAGGCAGAAGAGGUUUUUGGAAUUUCGCAGAGAUCUUUCGUUAGGGCAGAGGAGGUGGGGGCAGGGGCGGUGGAGACGAGGCCAAGGGUGGCGGAUCAGGACCAGAAGCACCCUCGGGGAAUGAGGAGAGUGAGAUCAGCAGGUAUGGGUCACGCGGAAUCAGUUGAAGUGGCAGGAGGUGGAGAAGGGGUGGGGUUUGGGGGAGAUUUUGGGUUUGGAGGAGGGCUUGGGUUUGCAGGAGGGGAGCGAGAGCGCGCUUUCACGUUGCUGCAGCCGCCGCCGCUGCUGGUUGACACUUCUGUGGGAAGGUUCGAGGAAGGACAAGCGGAGGUGAAGGAGCAAUGGGGCGAAAGGAACAGGCAGGGAGCGGGGGAAAGGGUUGGGGGGGAGGAGGGUCGAUUGGCGAGGAAUGUGUCUGGUUCUGCCUGUCAGGAGAUUCCUCAGGCGCCUUUUGAGGCGCCUCAAAAGGCGGAGGAGGGUCGAUUGGCGAGGAAUGUGGCUGGUUAUGUCUAUCAGGAGAUUCCUCAGGCGCCUCAAAGGGCUGAAGCAGCGGAACGGGCUGAAGCAGAGGAACGGGCUGAAGCAGAGGAACGGGCUGAAGCAGAGGAACGGGCUGAAGCAGAGGAACGGGCUGAAGCAGAGGAACGGGCUGAAGCAGAGGAACGGGCUGAAGCAGAGGAACGGGCUGAAGCAGAGGAACGGGCUGAAGCAGAGGAACGGGCUGAAGCAGAGGAACGGGCUGAAGCAGAGGAACGGGCUGAAGCAGAGGAACGGGCUGAAGCAGAGGAACGGGCUGGAGAAGAGGAAAGGGCUGAAGCAGGGGAACGGGCUGAAGUAGGGGAACGGGCUGGAGCAGAGGAAGCGGAUGGAGCAGAGGAAAGAGCUGAAGGGGAGAAAUCAGAUGGGGCAGAGGAAAGAGCCGAAGGGGGGGAAGCGGAUGGAGCAGACGGAAGGGCUGGUGGAGGGGAGGCAGAUGAAGCAGAGGAAAAGGCUGGUGGCCAAUCCCUAGAGUACAUGUCACCGUCGCACCCUUCCUCCUGCUCCACACUCCCCCUCACUCACUCCCCUCCCUUGGCCACCACCCCUUCUUCCUCCAACUAUCCCUCUCGCUUUACCACUCCAGCCCAUCCCCCGCUCCCACACUCCUUCCUCAACACCCCUGCUUCCACCACCCGCUCCUCCCUACACCGCCCUUUCUCCCUGUACCGCCCAAUAUCACCCUCAAACCGCUCCCUAUCCUCCAAAACGCCUUACAGUCCGUCCUCGUCGACCCUUUCUCCCGCUCUGCCUGCAACGCAAAGAGCAGCUUCGUCCUCAGCAGGGGGCUCCCAACCUGUUCCGGCCGCCGCAGCAGCUGUAGCAGGCUCCGGCUGUAGCAGCGUUCCCGUCAGUGCUGCUACUGCUGGAUUCAGAUCGGCAGGUUCCAGCUGUAGCAGCGUUCCUGCCAGUGCUGCUACAGCCGGGUGCAAGUCGGCAGGGUCCGGCAUGGCGGUGGGCAGCAGCAGGAUGAGCAGCUUCAGCGAGUUUAGCCUGCCUCCUAACGCCCUGGAUGAAGAGAGGACCGGCUGUAGCCGUGUUGCUCUCAGUGCUGCUACAGCCGGAGGGUGCAGGUCAGCAGGGUCCGGCAUGGCGGUGGGCAGCAGCAGGAUGAGCAGCUUCAGCGAGUUUAGCCUGCCUCCUAACGCCCUGGAUGAAGAGAGGAACCAUGCAGCAUGGCAUGGGGCGCUGAGGCUCAGUGGCGGGAGCAGGUAUGGCACUGCCAGAUGUGCCACUGCUGAGUGUGACACUGCCAGGUGUGACACUGGCGGAUGUGACCCUGCCAGAUGUGACUCUUCCAAGUCUGACCCUGCCAGAUGUGACUCUGCAAGGUGUAAUUCUGCCCCUUCACAAAACGAGAAAGAAAAUCAGGGUCUGUUGCUAGGGAAGAGAGUUCUGGGCGGGCCUGCAGCAGAAGGAGGGGUAAGCUACGGGUGGGGCGUGGGGCUUUUGAGGCUUGACGACGCUCUGAAGCACGGAGGAAGCGAGGAUUUGAGUGAGCACGGCGCGGCCAGCUCGAGUGGUGAGUCGUCUCAAACCUCUGCUGUUGAGUCGACUCAAAAGCACGGGUGGGGCGUGGGUCUUCUGAGGCUUGACGAUGCCCUGAAGCACGGAGGAAGCGAGGAUUUGAGUGAUCACGGUGGGGCCAGCUCGAGUUGUGAGGCGUCUCAAGCCUCUAGUUACGGCUGGGGCGUGGGGCUGUUGAGACAGAGAGACGCUCUGAGGCAAGGAGGAAGGGCGGAAGAGAGGAUGAGAGAUGCUGGGAAUAGUAUGAGUCAGCAUGCGGGUGCUAUGGAGCAGGGGGGUGAGGAGGAACGGAGGAUGGAAGGGACCUUGGCUCAGAGCAGGGGUGGUGGGGAGUUGGGCAAGGGACAAACGGGGCAUGAUAUGGGUACAAGCAGCAGCAGGGCUGGUGAGGGAACAAGCAUUGGAGAGAGCAGCAUUGGAGGGAGUGGCUUCGUGGGGAGCAGAAACAAUCUGCUUGCGAUGCUGGUCUCGCUACAGCAGUCGCGCAGUCAGCAGGAUUCUGAGGCCGUUCAUAACGAGGACAGGCAUGCAGUGGGCUCGAUGGGGAGAAGGAAGGGGGGCAGCCGGGGGAGAAGCAAGCGAAGCCGGGGGGAGCGGUCCGUGAGGAGUAAGGGGUUGGUUGGACGGAUUGAGGAAGAGGAGGGAGAGGAAGGGGAGGAACGAGAGGAGGGGAGCGUGGGGAGAGAGGAGGGGAGGGGGAAGAAGGAGGAGGAGGGAAAAGGGGAGUGUAAGGAUCUUCAUAGUCUGGUGCACGAAUGGCUGGAGAUGGAAGGAGAGGCUGAGCUGGCGAGCGGCGAUUCGCCAAUUCUGGACAUAAUAACGCUGACAGCCGUGGGUAGGGAGGAGAGGGAGUUGGCUCACCAGUCUACUUUUGAGGUGCCUCAAAAGUCGCUUGCCACAGCGCCGGCUGCUGUGUCUGAGGGCCUGGGAAGCGUGGGUAGGGAGGAGAGGGAGUUGGCUCACCAGUCUACUUUUGAGGCACCUCAAAAGUCGCUUGCCACAGCUCCGAUUGCUGUGUCUGAGGGCGUGGGGAGCGUGGGCAGGGAGGAGAAUAAGGAGUUGGCUCACCAUUCGCCCUGGUUGCGUGAGAGGGGGUCGAGGGAAGAGUGUGUGGUGUUGCUGCCCCUGGAGAUGGCGAGAGGGGGAUGUGAGGCUGGGCCUGGUAUGAGUGCCAAUGCUGCUCCUUUGGAAACAUUUGAACGGCAGGGUGACACAUUUGAAUCUCCACAGCAGCUGCCUCUAGCCAUGGCGCGGGGAGGUUGUGAGGUUGCCUCUUGGGAGAUAUCCCCAAGGCAGGGUGAAGCGUUUGAACCGCCUCAGCAGCUGCUGCCCCUGUCUCUAGCGCGGGGGGGAUGCCAGAUUGGACCUUCACAGGCGUUGGAGGGGAAAGGCGAGUUGGGGGAAGAGAAGGAGGAGGAAGAGAUGGAGGGAGAAACGAGGGAGGGGGAAGAGAGGGAAGGGACUGGGGAAGGGAGUGGGACGGAGGGAGGAGAGGGAGGUGAGGGCAGAGGGGGGAGGGAAGAGAGCAAUGGAAAGGGCGGAGGGGGAGAAGGGGGAGCAGGGGGAGAAGGGGGAGCAGGUGGGGCAGGCGGAGUGGGGAAUGAUGGGGAGGAGGGUGAUGGAGGGGAGGGUGAUGAAGUGGGGAAUGGUGGAGUGGGAAGUGGGAAUGGGGAUGGAGGGGAGGAAGGGGAGGAUGGGGAGGAGGAGGAUGGCGGUUGUGAGAGAGAGGAGGGGGUUGAAGAAGACCAGGAGGAAGAAGGGGUGGAGGAGAAUGAGGAGGGUGAGAGAAGGGCAGAUGAUGACGAGGCUUUGCAGGAAAAGGGAGAGAAGUCGCGGGUCUGUAGCCAGCAUGAGGGAGAGGCAGCGUCAGGAACAGAUUCCGAGGCGCCUAAAACAUUGGCAGAUGAGGAGGUUUUGCAGGAAAAGGGAGAGAAGUCUUUGCUGUUACGUAGGCAGCAGGAGGGAGUGGUAGCGGCAGGGACAGUAGCGGAGGUGAGAGUGGGAGAAGCAUCAGAUGUUGAGGCAGAGGAGGCAGUGGAGAUAGCUAAUGCGCUCACUGCAGGUUAUGCAGCGGCAGAGGUUGCUACCACUGAGAGUCCCAGCAAUUCGGAACCGGGGUCCUUUGAGUCGACUCAGGAGGUGACUUUUGAGUCGACUCAAGAGGGGUUUGCAAGGCCUGCUGGCUCUGAAGCAGCAGUGGUGGCAAUGGCAGCUGAUCAACUCACUGCAGUACAAGCCGCGGCAGAGGUUACGGAAAGCCCAGAUUAUUUCGAACCAGGGUCCUUUGAGUCGACUCAGGAGGGGAUUUCAAGCCCUGCUGAGAUUGCUUCUACACAAGAUUUGUUCGAUUCAGCUCGGGAGGGGUUUGCAAGCCCUGCAGAGUUUGCUUCUGCUCAAGAUUUGUUCGAUUCAGCUCGGGAGGGGUUUGCAAGCCCUGCUGACAUGGCUCAAGUUUCAGUUGAGUCGAAUCAGGAAGGGCUUGCAAGCCCUGCAGAGUUUGCUUCUGCUCAGGAUUUGUUCGAUUCAGCUCGGGAGGGGUUUGCAAGCCCUGCUGACUCGGCUCAAGUUUCAGUUGAGUCGAAUCAGGAAGGGCUUGCAAGCCCUGCUGAGUUUGCUUCUGCUCUGGAUUUGUUUGAUUCAGCCCGGGAGGGGUUUGAAAGCCCGUUCAGCACCGAACAGGUGUUCUUUGAGGCGACUGAGACGGGUUGCGAGUGUACAGAGAAUGCUAAUAACGGGUCGGGGUUGAGAGUGGGAGAUGCACCGGGUGGAAAGGUUGUGUUCGGGAAGGGCAUGGAAGACAGAGAGGAGUCCGGGUUGACAGUGGGAAAUGGAGCAGGUGGAGAGGAUAUGGUGGGUGCGAGGGACAUGGAGAGGGGUGUGGCAGAGGCAGAGGUGUCAGGUUUGAGCGCGGGUGAUAGAGCGGGUGGAGAGGCUAUGAUGGAGGCACGGGAGAUGAUGGAGCGAGUGGGGCUUGUGGGCAUGCUGCUGAGACGAAUUCGGGCCCAGUUGGGUAGGCAAGACGUGGAGGAGGGGUUGGGAGACGGAGUGGGGAUGGAAGUGCGGGGAGGGGAGGAUGAGAGGGAGGAAGUGGAGAGAGCGGAAGUGGAGAGGGAGGAAGUGGGGGGAGGGGAAGAAGAGAGGGAGGAGAAGGGCAGAGUGAAAGAAGAAAGGGAGGAAGUUGGAAGAGGGGACGUAGAGAGGGAGAAAGUGGGGAGGCGGGAAGAAGUAAAGGAGGAAAUUGGACAAUGGGAUAAAGUUGGAAGAGGGGAGUUAGAGAGGGAGGAAGUGGGAAUAGGGGAAGAGGAAAGGGAGGACGAGGGGAGAGAGGAAGUGAGGAGAAAGCAGAGAGAGGAGUGUGAAGUGGAGGAGUCAAAGAGAGGAGGGAAGCAGGCGUGGCAGGAGGAGGAGAGGGUGGAGCGGUUGGAGCAACUGCUGCUGCGAAUCAAGGCAAGGCUCGUUCUCGUCAACUCAUCCGCUGCUGCUGCUUCUGGAACAUCUGAGUCGACUGCUGUCAAUGCAGCAGCAGCUGCUGCUCACCCUUCGUUAGAAGCACAUCCCCUUGUGCCAGAAGAUCCUUCCCUCGCUGCAGCCACAUCCCAAGCUCUUUCAAAUGGCAUCUCCACCUCUCCUGCCUUGUCCUCCGAUCUCCACUCCCCCUCCUCCGAUCUCCACUCCCCCUCCUCCGAUCUCCACUCCCCCUCGUUACAGUCAGAUUCUCCCUCGUUAGAGUCACAUGCCUCCCUGCGAGCAGAUGUUUCCCUCACAGCAGCCACAUCGCAGGCGCUCUCAAACGCCAUCUCCAUCUCUCCUGAUUCAUCCUCUGACCCUCAGUCCCCUUCCUCAGUCCCCUUCCAGUCCCCCUCCUUAGUAUCGCACGCCUCAUCAGUAUCACACGCCUCUGGGGGAACUGCUAGCAAAACGCCCCUUUUCACCUCGCGCCAGCAGCAGCACAAAGCACCCUUCUCUAUUUCUGACCCGCCUCAGCAGCACUCAGCAAGCGGGGAUAACACUGCAACCACCAGCGGCACACCCUCACCUUCUCUGCCAUCUGUCGAUGCACCCUCUACCUCUGCCUCCUCACUCGCCCCUCAUCAUGCCCCGUACCCUCCCCAUACCGCUCCUCUCCAUGCUCUUUCUGCCCAUACCCCUCCGCCCCAUGCUCCUCUCCCUCGUCCUCCUCCCCAUUUUCCUCCCCAGCCUUUCCCUGCAUCAGCCCCUGCAGGGCCUGCCCCAUACCCCACAGCAACUGCUUGGAACCUUCCCCCUGUAGACCUCCCUCCACCUGCUAUCGCUUUGGAUCCCAUCCCACCCCCUGCUAUUCCUCCUUUUGCUCCUCCUGCUUCUUCUAUUCCUCCUCAUGGCUUUCCCGACUCUCACCUCUCCACUUCUCCCUCCUUCCUCGCUCCUCCCCUCUCCGCUCUCCCCAUCUCACCCUCUCCUUCCUCACCCCCAACCCCUCCUGUUAACACCACCCCUUCCACCCCACCUAUGCUCUCUGCAUCCCCUGCUCUCAAUUCCACCCGCUUUCGAUUCACCCGAAAUUCACCCCUUCAGAAUUCACCCCUUGGGAAUUCACCCAGACAAUCCUCCCCUCCUGCUUCUAGAAUUCGACCUCCCUCUCCCCGCCGCCUCCUGUCCUCCCUUCAUAAGAUGCUCAGCCCAGGUGCCGGCUCAGGUGGAAUCUCAGGUGAAUUUCACAAAGCGCCUGCACUGGCUGUAGCAGGGAGUGCCUCCUCAGGUGUUCCAUCAGGUGAUCAGGUGGCUGUUGCAGCAGAACGAGUUCAAUCUCCAGUUGUAGCAGCAGCUACUGCUAGUUCAGUGGUGGCUGUAGCAGCAAGUAUCACUGCAGCAACUGUAGCGGAGGAUGUAGCAGGAGGGGUUCUCCCAGCAGUUGACAGCUCUUUCAGGGAUGUAGCAGCAGAUUUCCCUGCGCUAGUUGAGACCCAUGGCCCAGCUGUAGCAGAAAAUAUCCCCCCUGCAGCUGUAAUCCCUUGCAGGGAUGUAACAGCAGAUUCCCCUGCGCUAGUUGAGACCCAUGGGCCGGCUGUAGCAGAGGAGUCUCCCGCAGCAGCUGUAAGCUCUUGCAGGGAUGUAGCAGCAAAUUUCGCUGCAGGAGUUGAGACCCAUGGGCCGGCUGUAGCAGAGGAAAUUUUUCCCGCAGCUGGAAAUUCGUGCACAAGGGAAGUGGAGGAGAGGAAGGAUGGGCAGGAGGAGGAGGAGGGGGGAGAAGUGGAGAAGGGAGGGGAGGAGAUUGUGGAAGUGAAGGAGGAGAACAAGAAGUGUGACAGAAUCGAUGCAGAACAGGAGCGUGCAGAGAGAAUGGCAGGGUGUGAGUGGGUAGGGCUGCAUGAGGAAAGCACAUUUCCAGCUGAAGGAGAGGAAGAAAGAGAAGAAUCAGGUGGUGAGGAGGAGAGUGGUUAUGAUUAUGAUGGCGUAGGAACCUUGGAAUGUGAAGUAAAGGACGCUGUACCAGGCCUUUCAGAGGAAAGCAUUGCAAUCACAAGACCAGCAGCGUCAGGCGUUUCAGAAGGGACAGUCACACCACCUCUAUCCUCGUGCCUCUCCCCUCAGCCUUCCGCCUCCCCCUCCUCCACAUUUUCCCUUUCUCUCACUAUCGCCCUUGCUUCUCCUGACCCACCUUCGUCCCUCGUCACCGCCACACCACCACCCCUCUCCCUCACCCGCUCCCCCACCCCACCUCCUUCUCGCACACUCUCCCCUGCUCUAGCUGCCCUCAUGGCCACUCAACACAGCCUGCAGAGCCCCACACCACCGCCUCCUUCCCUCGCCAUCCCCACCACACCACCACCCCUCUCACUCACCCUCUCCCCCGCCCCGCCCGCUUCCAUCCUCCCCUCCCCCACUCUAGCUGCCCGCGUGGCCACUCAACACAGCCUGCACAGCCCCCCACCACCACUUCCUUCCCUCGCCACCCCCACCGCACCACCUAACGCCUCUCUCACCCUCGACCCCACACCACCACCCCCUUCCCUCCCUCUUUGCCCCGCCCCAGCCGCCCACGUGGCCACCCAAGACGUCCUGCACAGCGCCACACCACCACCUCCCUCCCUCGUCACCCCCACCACACCACCGCCCCCCUCACUCGCCCUCGCCCCCACACCACAGCCCCCUUGCUCUCUCCCCCUUUCCCCCUCUCUAGCUGCCCGUGUUGCCACUCAACACAGCCUGCACAGCCCCUCACCACCAUAUCCCUCCCUCGUCACCCCCACGCCACAACCCCCUUCCUCUCUCCCCCUUUCCCCCGCUCUAGCCGCCCGGGUUGCCACGCAACACAGCCUGCACAGCCCCCCACCACCACCUCCCUCCCUCGUCACCCCCAGGUCACAACCCCCUUCCCUCCCCCUCUCCCCCGCUCUUGCCGCCCGUGUGGCCACCCAACACAGCCUGCACAGCCUGCAAAACCUCCGGACCCGGCUGCAGCAGCAGCGAAUGGCGAUGCGCCAGCUGGCCGAAGAGACGAGCAGGCUGCGGGGGUGGCUGGGGAGUGCUGCUAAUGGAGGAAGUGGGUCAGGUGGAUCAGGUGGGUUGGGUGGGGUGGGUGGUGGUUCAGUUGGGUCAGGCGGUUUGGGUGGGACGGUAAAGUCGGGUGCUUUGGGUGGGUUGUCAGCAGGUGGUUCAGCUGGAGCUGUUAUUGGGGGUGUUGGGUCUAUUAGACGAAUUGCUGCUGGUACUGCUUCUCCUGCUGUGGCCGCUGUUACAUCUUCUGACUCUGCUGCUGCAUCUGCUGCUGGUGGUGUUGAUGGUGCUGCUGGUGCUGCUGGUGCUGCUGGUGCUGCUGCUGAUGUUUCCUGGGCGGCUGACUUGUCAUCACCUCCUGAGUCGCUUCUAAGUGGUGCUGACUCAUCAACUGGUACUGAAUCACCAAAUUAUGCCACUUCACCAACUGAUGCUGACUCACCAACUAAUGCUGACUCACCAACUGAUGCUGACUCACCAACUAAUGCUGACUUACAAACUGAUGCUGAUUCACCAACUAAUGCUGACGCUGCAGCGGGAGAGGUGACUGAAAGGAAGGAAAACGAUGGAAAGUCAGGGGCAGCUGAGACAGUCGAGGCAGCUAAAAAUUUUGAGACGCGUGAAGAAAAGGACGGGGGUGUGGAGCAGCUGCAUAAGGCGCAGUGCAAGUCAACUUUUGAGACGUCUCAAAAGUCACAUGAAGAAAAGGACGGGGGUGGGGAGCAGCUACAUGAGGUGCAGUGCAAGGCAGAUGAGGCCCGUGUCAAGGCGACUUGUGAGUUGACUCGGAAAUCUCUCGAAGUGAUGGGGGUGGGUGAGGCGCAAGGCACGGAUGUUUCAGAUUCUUGUGAAAAGGAAGGGGUUUCGAGUGAAGGAGGAGGAGGGGCGAGUGCAGGAGGGGAAGGAGGUUCCAAGUGCAGAGAAAUAAUUCUGGCUGAUACCACUGCUUUGGAUCCACCUGCUGCUUCUGGCACGGCAGCGGGCACAGUCGCUUCUCCUUCUGACGAAGCAACCAAUCCAGUUUGUGAGAUGCCUCGGAAACUCACUGCUUCUAAAACAGCAGCUGCUGUAACAGUUACGAGCUCAGUCGCUUUUGCUUUGGCCGAAACAGCCAAUACAGACUGUGGAACUCUUCGGAAACAGGCUGCUAGUAAGGCAGCAGCUACUGUAGCAGCCACAGUAGCUUCCGCUUUUGACAAAACAGGCAAUACCGCUGGUGAGGCGUCUCAGCAACAGGCUCUGCGAGGAGGAGGGACUGGGCUUAGAUUCGCAAGCAUCAUCCAAGUCCCAAGGCAGCGUGGAGCGAUCUGGUUUAGAUUCGGAAGAAUCGAAGGGUCACAGCAGCGUGCAGCAAGGCAGUUCUCCGGGCAGUGUGGGACGCGCCAGGUCUGUGAGCUGGACUGCUCUUUCACCGAUCAAAGAGCAGGGGAGUUUGGGUUCAAAUCCCCAGGAGCAACGGUCCCCAACAUCCCCUCUAGCAUCCCCUGUGCCUUCCUCCCCCUUAGCAUCCCCUGCAAAAAGCCCAUUGGUAACCCCUACUGCUCCUCUCCUCCGUCUUAA
Molecule: messenger RNA, 11376 nt
Organism: Closterium sp. Yama58-4
Lineage: Eukaryota; Viridiplantae; Streptophyta; Zygnematophyceae; Desmidiales; Closteriaceae
Source: the annotation of a GenBank genome assembly